UUACGGAAGACAGAGUCAGAGGUGGGAUUAUUUCUCCAGUUUUUUUUUCUCCCUCAACUGGCCAAGAUUCUGCCAUCAGCGCCGCUCGGAUUCAGGAUUAGUUCAUCCCAAACAGCAGGUGCCAGUGGAGACCAGAGAGAUGAAGACUUUAUCCCUGCUCUUCCUCAUCCUCCUCCUCACCUCAGGAGCCUGUGAUGACGUCAAGUACAUCUCCAAGAGGAACUCAGUGGACGGCUGCAUAGACUGGUCGGUGGAUCUGAAGGAGUACCACGUUCUGGCCGGUGAGCCUGUCCGGGUCAAAUGUGCCUUGUUCUACAGCUACAUAAGAACCAACUACACCAUGGCCACCAACGCCAAGCUGCGCCUCAUCUGGUACAAGAACAAAGGAGAUGCAGAGGAGCCCAUCAUCUUCUCAGGUCACAGGCUGAGUAAAGAAGACGACUCCAUCUGGUUCAGAUCUGCUGAAUUAGAAGACAAUGGAUUCUAUACAUGCGUUCUAAGGAACUCUACAUACUGCAUGAAAGUGUCCAUGUCAAUGACGGUGGAGGAGAGCGACGAGGGGAAAUGCUUCAGUAGCAAAAUUCGCCACCUGGAGAAAGCCGAGAUAACCCACAGCAAAAUGAUUAACUGCCCUGAUAUAGAAGACUAUUUGGCUCCAUACAAACAACCGCAGAUGACCUGGUAUAAGGAGUGUGAGCGAGUUGAAUGGAGGAGCUCCAUCACCGUUAACACCACACAUAUUUGGAUUCCUGAGAUAGAGGAGGGCGACGGGGGGAAUUACACCUGUGAAUUACAGUAUGGAUCCAGGCUGGUGCGACGGACAACACAACUCAAAGUCACAGCCCUCCAGACCACUCAGCCUCCAAAGGUCCUUUUCCCCCCAGAGAGACAGGACACAGUGAUAGAGAUCACGCCUGGUAUGCCUCUCAGUCUGGACUGCAAGGCAUUUUUCGGCUACAGCGGAGAAAACAGAAGACCCAUCAUCUACUGGAUGAAAGGAGAAAAGUUUGUGGAAGAACUGGCAGGACAUAUUAAAGAAAGUGAAGUCAGGAUCCUGAGGGAGCAUUUAGGGGAGAAGGAGGUGCAGCUUUCCUUAACCUUUGAUGCUGUGGAGGAGGCCGACUUGGCCAACUACACCUGUUACGUGGAGAACCACAUAGGGAAGCGAAGUGGGAGUGCCAUACUGCAAAAGAAAGAUAUGUAUCGUCUGGAGUUGGCUGGUGGUCUCGGGGUCAUUUUGCUGCUGCUGGGAGUCCUAACCGCACUUUAUAAGUGUUACAACCUGGAGAUCAUGCUCUGCUACAGGAGACAUUUUGGGAGUGAUGAAACUGAAGAUGAUAAUAAGGAGUACGAUGCCUAUCUGUCCUACACUAAAGUGGACCUGGACUCUCUGGGCAGGACCAGCAGCGAUGAGGAAACGUUUGCUUUGGAGAUCUUGCCGGAUGUUUUGGAGAAACACUAUGGAUACAAGCUGUUUAUACCAGACAGAGAUUUAAUACCCAGCAGCACCUACAUUGAGGACUUGGCUCGCAGUGUGGAGCAGAGCAGACGUUUGAUCAUCGUUCUGACUCCAGAGUUUGUCGCCAAAAGAGGUUGGAGCAUCUUCCAGAUAGAGACACGCCUCCACUCCAUGCUAGUUACCCGAGAGAUCAAGGUGAUCAUGAUAGAGUGUGCAGACCUGAAGAACGUCAUCAACUACCAAGAGGUGGAAGCACUUAAACAUACGAUCAAGGUUUUAUCCAUAAUCAAGUGGAGGGGGCCUAAGAGCAACGAGCUGUCCUCUAAGUUUUGGAAACAGGUGGUCUAUGAGAUGCCUGCUAAACGCAGCGAGACGCUGUCCAGACGCCAGGUAAUGGACUCUGGUGAACAAGGCCUCUUUGGUGACCUACAGACCACCGUCUCCACUAUCGCCAUGACAACCACCUCUGCCUCUCUGGCACCCCCUAAUGAGAAUCGCCACGGACAUCAUCAGGUUGCCUUGGCGACAGAGAUCCCCGAUUACAACCAGAUGACCUUGCCACUGGGAGGGGGUCACACUGCCACAGCAGCCCAAAUGCGACACUUCUGUCGCAGCUAUGAGUUCCAGCUUCCCCCACAGCCCUCCUCCAUGUCACCACCCCUCCCUCCCCCCUCCACAGUGCAGUUCUCCACUCUGGGCCCCGGGGGGCGCCAUGUCUAUUGCAACAUCCCUAUGACACUGCUGAAUGGACAGGUGCCUCAGAGCAGUACGCUUGGGAAGAAACCAGAACUCCACCUGAACAGCACCUUCGUACCACUCACCAGCAGAGAACUAAGCUCUGACAUCUGGUAGAUGGACUGAUCAACUGGUGCUGGAUUAGACACCAGCUCACAGACUGGUUUUCACUGGCUUUUGGUAGACUGGUUGGUUGACUGGUUUUUACUGGGGUUUAUAGGAUGUGUACAGACUUGGCGUUGGCCUGGCUUUCGAGAGAGACUGCCUACGGACUGCUUUUGGGCCACUUCGUUGUGUGCUGUGAAGAAAUGACUCCUUAAGGACUGCAUAAGGCUUGGCUUCACAUUUGUUGGGUAAACUGGCCACAGACUGCUUAGAGACAGAUUCAGAUUAUACUGCACUCUGGUUUUGGAUCUACUGACUGGUUACAGACCGACCACAACUGGGAUGUACAGGAAGAUGAGCACUGGAAAGGAACAACAUGUGUCCAGGUCACACUGAUGGAGAAGUUACCUACCGGUCAUGCUGGGUUUGGAUACGUGGAUUAAAGAACUACAAAAGUUAAUGAAAAGGAUACUGAAUCGGUGGAUAUCUACAGACAGCUGUACUCUGAUUGUCCAACGAGCUGAACAAGUUGAACGCUGGAGCACACCAAGAUUUCUCCUAGAUCUGCUCACACACCAGCUGUUGUGAAAACCAACGUAGCGCGAUCUCAGACUGCCAGUCGAUCUUCUUCCUGUCAGAGAUCUCAGAAUAUCGAUCUACCUGUUGACUAGGUGGCUUGUCCGACACAGGCAUCAAGCAAUGAUUUUGGAAUACCAGACCACCUUAAAACAACUAGUCAACCUCUAGAAAUACUGCUCUGCAGCUAGCUACUUGGAAAACCAGCCAGAUUAUCACCUUGUAAUGCAGUAACUGUCCAAGAAGUGAACUGGCCAAGAGAUGAACUGUCAACUUUUACCAUCAAGCUUAAAGCAUUAAAGGACUUGGCUUUUUUGUAUUUGCAUGUCCACCCAUUUAGAUAAAAAAAUAAUCAAAUAAACAUAGAUAAAAGAGUAAAUGACACAAUCAUUUGUCGCAGCCUCUUUUAAAGCAGAGGCUAAUAAACAUUUUAUGUUGAUACGGUAUAUUUGUUUUUUGUCUGGACAUGCCGUAAUGAUAAAAACUGAUAAAGGGAAAAAAGGAGGUGUCCCUCCAAAAACAUUGCUAUUAUUUAUUUUUGUUCUGUUUUAUCUUUUUAGAAGGUCAGUGAGACUUUUUACUGGGCUUUGUUUUUGCUGUCUGUUUGUUGCGAUUAUCUCUGUACAGCUUUCAUAACUUAUGUAUAGACCUAUACAUGGCAGUGAUUUGUUCCCUACAGUUUCUGUUGACAGCCACAUUAAGUGUGCGUGCUCCAGAGCCUCUAACUGCUUUUGUUCUGUUAUUCCUUUCAUGGAUGGAUGGAUGGAUGGAUGGAUGGAUGGAUGGAUUGGAUUGGAUUGGAUGGAUGUCUACUGGCAGUAGAACCCUUUUUCAACCUGACCACAACCAGUCAGCCAAAGGGGGGCUUCACCGCGUUAAAAGCUGUACUCCAAGCUGAAUCAGACCACAUUCUUCUUUGUGAGCUUUAAAAAACAAGAUUAUUACCGUAAUAUUUAAGCAACGUGGAUAAUGUUUUGAAUUUACACAAAGGUACUGUCAUUGUCUUAUUAGAACCAAUGAAUUCUGAAUAUUUGAGAUUGUUUGAUACAAUAAAUAAUUAUUUGAGUUGUUAUAUUCGAUGGCAAUAUACAGUAUAGUGGUUGUCCUUUAGUUUCUGCUAAUUUCUUUGACUAUUCUUUGGAUAUAUUGGUUGAAAUAAUUUAACUGAGAGCAAAUAAAAAUUAUAUGAGUUGUUUUAUA
Molecule: messenger RNA, 4075 nt
Organism: Acanthochromis polyacanthus (spiny chromis)
Lineage: Eukaryota; Metazoa; Chordata; Actinopteri; Pomacentridae
Gene: il1rapl2
Product: interleukin 1 receptor accessory protein-like 2
Biological process (GO): signal transduction
Source: RefSeq, a predicted model, not a curated record